AUGGAAGCUGCUGAGGUGUCCCCAGUCUAUCAACUAUCAACUAUCGCUACGGCAGGCGCGGCGGCCACGAAGCGCACCUCCGCGCGCUUAUCGGCGAUAACAGCUUCUCCUCUUUUCUAUUGCUACCCUGGAGUAAGGUACUUCAGCUACUCUGCCCACUCCAUAUCCUUCACAAUGUUGGUCAGAGCUGCUCUUCGCUCCUGCUGGAGGCAGUCUCCACCUCGGAUUCUUGCUCGUCAGCUCCAUAACCUACACAGACACCCACAGAGUCGGUUCUUGAAUGUAUCCGAAGAGGUGCGCGAUGCUGUCGCAACAGGCAAGCCAGUCGUUGCGUUGGAGACGACGAUAUAUACGCACGGCUUUCCUUACCCUGAGAACAUCGCUUUGGCAACUCUGUUGGAGUCGGUUGUUCGGGGCAAUGGCGGCGUUCCUGCAACCAUCGGCAUACUAGGGGGUGUUGCCAAGGUUGGCAUGAGUCCUGAAGAAAUAAUCGAGCUGGCCUCGACCGCAGAGAACAAGUCCGCCUUGAAGGUCUCCCGUCGGGAUUUGGGGUAUAUCUGUGGGAUGGGCUUGGCUGGAAGAAAGAUUCAUGGUGGCACAACCAUCUCUGGCACUAUGAUUCUCUCUGAAUUGGCAGGGAUUAAGAUCUUUGGAACUGGUGGACUAGGCGGUGUUCACCGCGGUGGUGAGAAUUCGAUGGAUGUUUCCGCCGACCUGACUGAACUGGGACGGACACCAGUCACCGUCAUCAGCUCUGGGUGCAAGAGCUUUUUAGACAUCCCCCGGACCCUAGAAUACCUCGAGACAGAAGGUGUCUGUGUAGUGGAGUGCGAAGCCCCCCGUGUCAUCCAUAAUGAAGCCGAAGCCGCCGCCAUCGUCUCGGAGAUGGACCUUGUCAUUGAGGAGGCCGUCCGCCUCGCGGACGUAGAAGGCUACCGAGGCAGCGACAACACACCAUUCGUGUUGUCCAAGAUCAAAGAACUAAGCGGGGGCAAGAGUAUAAUCGCUAACCGUGCUUUGAUUGAAUCAAAUGUUAAACGUGCCAGCCAGGUCGCGGUGGAGUUAGCCAAGCUGGAAGCAAUGGAGCGAGGAACGUCGGGACAUGCCAUGCCCGUUUUCCUGAGCCCAACGCCGGAGCAAAACCCAACUCCGAAAGAGAAUCCUCAACAUAUCAUCCCCUCUGAGAAAACAACCUCAACCAACUUGAAGCAAACCGACGUACUCGUCGCAGGCUCCCUCGCAAUCGACCUCUCAUGCGACUACACCCCAUUCGACAACGAACGCGCCCAAAUCGCACCACUCCCACACACCUCCAACCCAGCCGUCAUUAGCCAAAGCCUCGGCGGCGUCGGCCACAACGUCGCCCUAGCAGCCCGCUACAUCGGAAGCGAAGUCCUCUUCUGCAGCGUGGUAGCGGACGACUUAAGCGGCCGAGCCGCCCUCGCAACCCUCGAAACAGAAGGGCUAAGCAGUGCAGGAAUUCAAGUCCUCCCCGCGACAACCGGGGCCCGAACAGCGCAAUACGUCGCCAUCAACGAUGCAAAGAAAGACCUAUUAAUCGCGAUGGCAGACAUGGGCAUUGUAGAACUCUCGGAGCAACAGCUCGACCUCGAAGGGUUCUGGGAACCACUCCUAGAGCGCAGCAAACCUAGCUGGGUCGUCAUCGACGCGAACUGGCGACCCGAUGUCAUCGCCAAAUGGAGCUCUAUUGCCCUUAAACACGGGGCCCGCGUAGCCUUUGAGCCCGUAUCAACUGCCAAGUCGCGGCGUCUAUUUGGACAUGAUGCGAGCGGUACUGGUGCGGCGAUUGGACCUGCGAAUACAAUUCCUAACCACUCUGUCAGUCUCGCUUGCCCCAAUCGUCUCGAGUUAGCAGCCAUGUACGCCGCCGCCAGAGAAGCGCUUUUAUUCGACUCGCCCGGGUGGUGGAGCAUGAUUAAUGCGAUGGGCUUGUCUCCUACAGGCUCGCGGGAACGUUUGAUUGCCGCGACAUCUGCUGCUCUCGUUGAUGAAGGCCUGCCGCAGCAGUCCAUUCAGCUUCUCCCAUUCAUUCCAUGUCUGAUCACUAAACUCGGUGAUGCGGGUGCUCUCCUCACUCAGCUCCUACCGCCUGGUGAUCCUCGCCUUACGGACCCCGAGUCUGCUCCCUAUAUCCUGGCUCGAUCUGAGGUAUCUACUGAGGCCUCUUUCGGCGGUGUUUAUAUGCGCUUGUUCCCGCCUGCUGCUACGUUGGCUCCUCAUGAGGUCGUUAGCGUCAAUGGGGCUGGAGAUACCCUGCUCGGCGUCGUGGUUUCUGGGCUUGCUAAAGCGGGUUCGGCAGCGCGCAUUGAAGAUAUUCUUCCAGUGGCGCAAGAGGCAAGUCGGAGGACACUGACCAGUGCAGGGGGUGUGAGUAAGGAUCUUGCUAGCCUACGUUCUCAACUGGAGCAAUAG
Messenger RNA from Penicillium waksmanii, 2433 nucleotides. RefSeq names its product pseudouridine-5'-phosphate glycosidase/carbohydrate kinase family protein. The transcript has 8 exons. Gene Ontology annotation, molecular function: pseudouridylate synthase activity. The record is from RefSeq and is a predicted model, not a curated record. Lineage: Eukaryota; Fungi; Ascomycota; Eurotiomycetes; Eurotiales; Aspergillaceae. The coding region runs from base 1 to 2433 and encodes 810 amino acids.